Phasianus colchicus (ring-necked pheasant) is the source of this 2950-nucleotide messenger RNA. RefSeq names its product zona pellucida glycoprotein 1 (gene ZP1). NCBI's taxonomy places the organism in Eukaryota, Metazoa, Chordata, Aves, Galliformes, Phasianidae. The record is from RefSeq and is a predicted model, not a curated record. Gene Ontology annotation, molecular function: structural constituent of egg coat; acrosin binding. Gene Ontology annotation, biological process: binding of sperm to zona pellucida; prevention of polyspermy. Gene Ontology annotation, cellular component: egg coat.
UCACGGGAAGCUCCGUGUUGUGCUCAGUGCUGAGAUGGGCUGGAGCUGCUCCCUGCUGCUGCCGUUGCUGCUGCUGCUGCCCGCAUGGCUGCCCUCUGGCUUGGCACUGCCGCGGUUCCAUUACGACUGUGGGGACUUUGGCAUGCAGCUGCUGGCGUUCCCCACGCAUGGCCGCACCAUGCGCUUCAAGGUCCUGGAUGAGUUUGGCACCCGCUUCGAAGUGGCCAACUGCUCCGUGUGCCUGCACUGGCUCAACACUGUGGAGGACGGUGGGUUUGCCUUCUCAGCUGGCUACAAGGGCUGCCACGUGUUGCUGAAGGAUGGUCACUAUGUGCUGAGGGUGCAGCUGGAGGAGAUGCUGCUCAGUGGGGUGGUGGCUGCCUCCUAUGAGGUGAACAUGACGUGCCCACGGCUAGCUGGCUAUGAGAUCCUCCGAGAUGAGAACAUGCAUGGCCACCACCAGCCCGACCGGGGCAACGGCGCCCUGCCAAGUCACGGUGUCGAUGUCCUCAUCCCCCGGCCACGGCCCGGCCUCCUGCAGCACAUAGCCCAUUCUGCCCUGGCCAUCCCCCGCCCCCAGCAGCCCCCCAGAGUCCCCAUGGGGCAGAGUCACCCUGUGGCACACACACAGCCCAUCCUGGAGCACCCAGAGCUGCAGCACCAGCCUCAGCCCGGCAUGGAGCAUCCAAGACCCCAGCCCCAAAACCAACCUGGGAUGAUCCAUGCUAGUGGUCAAACCCAGAUGGGUCUCCUUCAUCCAGGUCUUCAGUCCCAAAGUCAGCCUGGGUUUGUGCAUGCUGGAAGUCAGAUCCAACCAGGGGUCCUUCGCCCAGGUCUUCAGUCCCAAAACCAGCAGGGAUUAGUGCGUCCAGGGAGUGAAACCCAACCAGGUGUCCUUCGUCCAGGCCUUCAAUCUUCAAACCAGCAUGGAUUAGCACACCCAGGGGGUCAAAACCAACUGGGUGUCCUUCGCCCAGGUCUUCAGUCCCAAAAUCAGCAUGGAUUAGUGCACCCAGGGUAUCAAACACAACCAGGUAUCCCUCGCCCAGGUCUUCAGUCCUCAAACCAGCAUGGAUUAGUGCGCCCAGGGAGUGAAACUCGACCAGGUAUCCUUCACCCAGGUCUUCAGUCCCCAAACCAGCAUGGAUUAGUGCGCCCAGGGAGUGAAACUCGACCUGGUAUCCUUCGCCCAGGUCUUCAGUCCCCAAACCAGCAUGGAUUAGUGCGCCCAGGGAGUGAAACCCGCCCAGGUAUCCUUCACCCAGGUCUUCAAUCCCCAAACCAGCAUGGAUUACUGCAUCCAGGGGGUCAAACCCGACCGGGUGUCCUUCGCCCAGGCUCUCAGCUCCAGAACCAGCCUGGGCUGGUGCAUGCUAGCAGUCAAACCCAAGCAGGUCUUUUUCACUCAAGUCUCCAGCCCCCAAACCAGCCUAGCUUAGUGCAACCUGGGCUGCAGCCUGGCUUGAUGCACACCAGCACUCAUACACAGGCAGGGUUUGUCCGUCCAGGCCUCCAGCCCCAAAGCCAGCUGGGCUUGCUUCUCCCCAGCCUCCAGUCCCACGCCCAGGGCAGCCUCCUGCACUCCAGCCUUCAGAGCCAAGCAGGGCUGCUGCAACCCAGCCAGCCCCGACCAGGGCUGCUGCGCCCAGGGCUGCCACCACGACCAGGGCUGGUGAGCCCAGGGCUGCAGUCCCAAGCCCAGCCUGGGCUGCUGCAUCCCACGGCUCUCUUCUACUCCUCAGCGGGGGCAGGUGAGCCUCUGACACGGGAGCAGUGCCAGGUAGCAGUGGGGAGGCUGUCCUGUGUGUCCCCGCCGGGCCGUGAUGCGUGCCUGCAGGCAGGCUGCUGCUUUGAUGACACAGACCGUGCGACGCCCUGCUAUUACGGCAACACAGCCACCGUACAGUGCCUGCCCGAGGGCCACUUCGUGCUGGUGGUGCCACGGGGGCUGUCGGCGCAGCCCUACAACCUGGACAGCGUGCGCCUGGCCAGCACCCAGCCUGGCUGCCAGCCUGCCCGGACCUCUGAUGCCUUUGUCCUCUUCCACUUCCCCGUCACGCAGUGUGGCACCACUGUGCAGGUGAUUGAGGACCGGCUGGUCUACGAGAACCAGCUCAUCUCUACCAUUGAUGUCCAGCCAGGGCCCCGUGGUUCUGUCACCCGUGACAGCGUCUACAUCCUCCACGCCCGUUGCAUUUACAAUGCCACUGAGCUGCUGCCACUGAGCCUGGAGGUGGCUGUGCCCCCCACUGCUGCUCCUCUGGCACAGCCGGGGCCGCUCCAGCUGCAGCUGCGCAUUGCCACUGAUGAGAGCUACAGCUCCUACCACCCUGACACCGACUACCCGCUGGUGAAGGUGCUGCGGGACCCCAUCUAUGUGGAGGUGCGGCUGCUGCAGAAGACCGACCCCAAUCUGGUGCUGGUGCUGCACCAGUGCUGGGCAGCUCCCAGCACCAGCCCAGUAGCUGAGCCCCAGUGGCCCAUCCUGGUGGACGGGUGCCCUUUUGCUGGGGACAACUACAGGACACAGCUGGUGCCGGUGGGACCUGCCACACUGCAGCUGCCCUUCCCCAGCCACUACCAGCGCUUUGCUAUCUCCACCUUUGCCUUUGUGGACAGCCCUUCCAUGGUGGUGCUGGAGGGAGAGGUGUACAUCAUGUGCAGUGCCUCAGUGUGCCACCUGUCCCAGCCCGAGCCCUGCCGGCCCUCCUGUCAAGUGGCCAUGCCUUCCCGGGCCCGACGAGCUGCAGGGGACAGGAAGACAUCAGACAUCUUGGGCACAGUCACCUCCUGGGGAUGCAUCGUCUUGCCGAAGGGUCCUGCAGGGGGAAGACCUUAAGCGUGUGCUGCUGCCUCUUUGUUCCUCCUCCUGGUCAGGACAGAGCCCCAAUGCUCUGGUCCUGGUGGGGGCAAGUGGGAACAAUAAAUCAGCAACUGGCAAAGACUAGUG